AUGAUGCUUAGAUUUGCUGCAUGUGGAUUCCUCUUCAUCUGCAUCCUGGCACUUGGGACAGAACAAGUAGAUGCUGGAUCAAGCUUCCUGAGUCCUGCUGGUACCAAGCCUCAGCUGGGAAAGCCUGUGAAAAAGCCCGCUGCACCCAAGAUGACACGUCGAGAUUCAGAAAGCACAGUGGAGAUUUUGGAAGGGCAAUUUCAUGACAUUGGAGACAACAAAAUAAUGUUCAGUGCUCCUUUUGAAAUCGGUAUCCCGAUGUCAGAAUCUCAGUAUCAGGAGUAUGGGCACCUGUUGCAAAAACUCACAGAGGACGUUCUAACUGAUAAUAGUGAAGAACCUCUGAACAUUCACAUCCUGUCUGUGCUGGACCUGCUGGCCAAACAGGUGGAGUUCAAGGACAGGAUGCAAGAUUUUAAUUCUGGAUAG
Messenger RNA from Polyodon spathula (Mississippi paddlefish), 429 nucleotides. It is a transcript of the gene ghrl, whose product is annotated as ghrelin/obestatin prepropeptide. Gene Ontology annotation, molecular function: growth hormone-releasing hormone activity; ghrelin receptor binding. The record is from RefSeq and is a predicted model, not a curated record. NCBI's taxonomy places the organism in Eukaryota, Metazoa, Chordata, Actinopteri, Acipenseriformes, Polyodontidae. Bases 1 to 429 code for a protein of 142 amino acids. Gene Ontology annotation, biological process: regulation of response to food; positive regulation of growth hormone secretion; negative regulation of inflammatory response. The transcript is spliced from 4 exons. Gene Ontology annotation, cellular component: extracellular region.